AUGUUUGCAUGUUACCUUGGCAACACGAACUGUACACCGCACGAGUGCAUUGAGUCCGCAAAGGCUGUCAAGGCAACGGGAGCAGGACUGACUCAGACCAUCACUCAGCUGUUCAGCGAAAUGGCGACUGGGUCGAUGUCCGGAGAGUCUGUUGUGGAGGUGCCCAUGUUCGCCACAAAGGUCGCGCACACACUCAGAGACCUCAAGGGCGUCACACGCCUCGCUGCAGAGGACGAUCUCGU
Messenger RNA from Sphaeroforma arctica JP610, 242 nucleotides. RefSeq lists its product as hypothetical. Lineage: Eukaryota; Ichthyosporea; Ichthyophonida. The annotation marks the transcript as partial. The transcript is spliced from 3 exons. The record is from RefSeq and is a predicted model, not a curated record.